Molecule: messenger RNA, 2256 nt
Organism: Paramormyrops kingsleyae
Lineage: Eukaryota; Metazoa; Chordata; Actinopteri; Osteoglossiformes; Mormyridae
Gene: tes
Product: testis derived transcript (3 LIM domains)
Molecular function (GO): zinc ion binding
Source: RefSeq, a predicted model, not a curated record
CCGCGGAAGUGCCUGCAAACAAUAAGACGGGCGUGAGGAGCGUCGGUCUGCGCUCCGUGUGAGGACGAGGGUCAGCGUUUAAAAUAAAUAAUAAAAAAAUACAUACAUACAUACAGCAACACUUGGUCGCACAGUCAGUGAGCCUACGAACCAUGGAAGUGGAGCGGGAGCUUAAAAAGGUCACUCUGGGCCACGAGAUUGGAGCUGGAGCACCAUGUCUGAAGUGCAAAGAUAAAUGUGAAGGCUUUGAGCUGCACUUCUGGAGAAAGAUCUGCCGCAACUGCAAAUGUGGCCUGGAGGACCACGACGUGCAGAUGGGCUCCGAGGAGAGAAAGAAGGUGGGCAAGCUCUUCGAGGACACCAAGUACACCGGCCUCAUCGCCAAGCUGAAGAAAGAUGUUCUGCCCCCUGCACCGGGCAGCACGGCCCCCCUCCCCACUGAUGCAGCAGUCAAGAAGGACGCUGCGCCGCUCUUGAAGGUGGCGACGUACGAGUGGGCUCCGCCGGUGGCCAACCCGAGCCUGGCCGUACGCUACAUAGAGAUGCUGCCCAAGGAGAAGCAGCCAGUCACAGGCACCGAAGGCGCCAUGUACCGCAAGAAGCAGCUGGCCAAGCAGCUGCCCGAACACGACCAGGACCCGGCCAAGUGCCACGAGCUGUCGCCGGGCGAGGUCAAGCAGAUGCAGCAGUACGUGAAGAAGUACAAGGAGGAGGCGCUGGGUGUGGGUGACCUAACGCUGCCUGAGGACCUGAAGAGCCAGGCUCACGCUGCCGCGAGGGAGGCCCCUGCGGCUGGGAACGGGGGUGGAGCAGUGCCAGGCAGAGCCACCACGGCUGCUGUGGGGACGGUGGGACCUGCAGGAAGUCCUCAAGCUGCAGCCAAGGCUGGACAAGCCUUUUCGUGCCACCACUGCCAGCAGCCGAUGCGGCAGGGCGAGCCAGCCGUGUACGCCGAGCGGGCCGGCUACGACAAGCUGUGGCACCCGGCCUGCUUCGUCUGCAGCGUCUGCGCCGAGCUGCUCGUCGACAUGAUCUACUUCUGGAAGAAGGGCAAGAUGUACUGCGGCCGUCACUACGGUGACAGCGAGAAGCCGCGCUGCGCUGGCUGCGAUGAGCUGAUCUUCAGCCUGGAGUACACGCAGGCCGAGGGCCAGGACUGGCACCUGAAGCACUUCUGCUGCUUUGACUGCGACUGCGUGCUGGCAGGGGAGACCUACGUCAUGGAGAAGGACAAACCGGUGUGCAAGCCGUGCUACAUGAAGAACCACGCCGUGUGUUGCGCUGCCUGCCAGCAGCUGGUGGAGCCUGAGGCCCAGCGCGUCGCCUAUGGGGAGCACAACUGGCACGCCGAGCCCCAGUGCUUCCGCUGCUCCGGCUGCUCCUGCUGCCUCAUCGGCCAGCGCUUCAUGGUCGUGCAGGGCCGCCUCUUCUGUUCAGUGGAGUGCAAGAAGAAGACUCCGGCCUAGGGGGCGCCCAACUGCAUUAAGACACAUAAAGCACCUUCACCCAGCUAGGGGGCGCCCAUCUGCAUUCAGACACGUAAAACACCUUCACACAGCUAGGGGGCGCACAUCUGCAUUCAGACAUGUAAUACACCUUCACACAGCUAGGGGGCGCACAUCUGCAUUCAGACAUGUAAUACACCUUCACACAGCUAGGGGGCGCACAUCUGCAUUCAGACAUGUAAUACACCUUCACACAGCUAGGGGGCGCACAUCUGCAUUCAGACAUGUAAUACACCUUCACACAGCUAGGGGGCGCACAUCUGCAUUCAGACACAUAAAACACCUUCACCCAGCCUUUAUCAGUGUUCUUAAUGCUUCCGUUGUUGUUCACAAUCCCCUCUGAGGGUUGUGCAGGUCUGUCUUAUGUCCGACAGGAAUUUCUAGUGAUUGUACAGGUGAUUUUUUUUUUUAAUACCUACAACAUGAACUUGAGAUUAAGCCAAAGCAAGCUGUUUCCUUGCACUGUAUUAAUGAUAUGCUUACUAGUAGCAUUCAAAGUGACUACUGACCCUUGGGGGGGCGCUCUAACAUCAGGUGAACAGAGGUCACGGUCGGAGGACAUCUGAUGCCAAGUCAGGGAUUCUUCUUUCUUACACCAAGUAUCUGGAGUAAUGUGUGGUGCUCAUACCUGGUUAGAAAUACAAAGCAAUAGGUUUCUUACAGCAUUGUUGUAUUUUUAUCAUGCUACUCAGUUGCACUUUAUUAAACGCCUUUCAUACACGCUAAUAAAGUAUCACUGAUGGAGAUGGAA